UAUCUUUUUUUCUAAAAUGUAACAAAUUUUUAGUUAGGUUUAAAAACAUUCGCUAUACGUGUGUUCCUAUGGUAAAAUAUUUAUCUGAAACUUGAAUUUGUCUCAAAGCGAUCGUAUUAUUUUGUGUCACACGAUCAUUGACAUCAGUUGACAUAUAGAAGUCAGAAUGGCAAUAGAGAGCACUUUGAAAAAGCGAGGAAAUUUACGCACACACUUGUGCGACUUGCCCAGAACGUCUGGCAGCAAUUUGCCUAAAUUACCUCCAAAUGCGAAAUUCUAUAGUCGUUGGAGGCGGAAUCUUCAAAAACUCGUUCUUAUCUCCGCUCAUCAUCCUUGGACACGAUUAAUUUUUCGCAGCCAAGCAGCAAUUGCCUUCGAAAAGAGAAGACAUUCUAGAUCAUCUAAUCAAUGGGUGAUUCAUCCUUGUAGUAUGUUAAGGUUCUAUUGGGAUACGAUAAUGACUAUGACUUUUCUAUAUAUUUUCGUGAUGGCUCCACAUAUUAUCUGCUUCUAUAGAAUUGGAAAAAAUAGCGGUCCUGAAUAUUGGAACAUCGUGUAUCCUAGUUAUGGCAUUUGCAUCAUCGAUAUAUUUCUUAAUUUUAUUACUGGAUUUAUAUUCUCAGAGAGACAUGAGAUUAUUCUCGAUGCUGCUUUAAUCGCACGACAAUACGUGAGAGGAUAUUUCUUCAUUGACUUUAUCAGCACGCUCCCAUAUAUGUGGUUCUAUCCAACACGUAUUUUACCACCUGGUCCGGAUUCAAAUUCUGCGUUGCUUAUUCUUGAAUUUCUACCUAUUUUGAAAAUAAUUCGCAUACUUACAGUACGACGCAAUGUUCAACAGAUUAAUGCAAAAUUUGGUAUUUCUCAAACUCAAGAAUUAACAAUAUGGCUCAUUAUAUUAACAUUAUUAUUUUUUCAUUGGAGUAGCUGUAUAAGUUACGUCUUUCCUUACAUUAUUAUGCAUAUACAAGGAACACCCAUGAAAGAUUCCGAUGCAUAUUAUAUCGUCAGAAAACUUUAUAAUAAGCCAAAUUGGAAAAUAUAUUUAACAUUUGUGCAUAUUGGAGUAAGUAAUUUAAUUGGUUCCAGUUUCCUGGAAUUCGACAGCUUUGGAAUUUGUGAUAAAGUAAUACGAUACAUACUUUUGUUGCUGGGGAAAGGUUACACAAUUUAUCUGAUUAUAACAAUCCUGCAAAUUUUGGUAUCAUUGGCAGAGCCAGAAAUUAAAUAUCAACGGGUCAUGCAACAAGUGAAAGAAUAUAUUCGUAAAAAAAAACUUCCAUUAUAUUUGCAAGAUAAGUUUAUCUUCUAUUAUGAGUAUCGUUAUCAAGGCAAUUUCUUCAAGGAGAAUAUUAUAUUUGAUACUCUUUCGAAGCAUUUAAAUCAAGAAGUUUUAUUUCAUAGCAGCCAUGGUUUACUAGAUACCGCGAUUUUCCACAAUUUGUCCCGCAAUGUUCUUAGUGAUUUAUUAAAUUUAAUGAAACCGGUGAUAUAUCUUGCAGAAGAUAUAAUUUAUAAAGCUGGCACUGAUAGUGACAGUAUGUAUUUUAUAGCCAGCGGAACUGUUGUACUAAUCACAUUCUCAGGAAGAGAAAUAUGCCAUUUACAUGAUGGUGAUUAUUUUGGCGAAGCUAGUAUGAUUCAUUCGGAUCGGCGUAGAGCGGAAUCGGUUAUCGCUUUGGAAGUAUGCGAAUUAUUUCGCUUGCAUCGUCGUGAUUUCAAGCGUCUUUUUACUAAAACCUCGGAGUUUUAUAUCAACUUGGAACGUACCGCCCGAGUACAUUCGCAAAAAAUUAAGAAAUUGGAUGAGGAUACUGAUCAGAGCGAACGAAAAGAAUUUAAAAGAAUUUAA
Molecule: messenger RNA, 1852 nt
Organism: Cataglyphis hispanica
Lineage: Eukaryota; Metazoa; Arthropoda; Insecta; Hymenoptera; Formicidae
Product: potassium/sodium hyperpolarization-activated cyclic nucleotide-gated channel 2-like
Exons: 9
Coding region: 167-1852 (561 amino acids)
Biological process (GO): potassium ion transport
Cellular component (GO): membrane
Molecular function (GO): voltage-gated potassium channel activity
Source: RefSeq, a predicted model, not a curated record